Adineta steineri is the source of this 2919-nucleotide messenger RNA. The record is from the annotation of a GenBank genome assembly. NCBI's taxonomy places the organism in Eukaryota, Metazoa, Rotifera, Eurotatoria, Adinetida, Adinetidae.
AUGAGCAAUAGAAAAUCAAUAGCAACUAACGAAUCUGAUGGCGCAAUCAAUAAAUAUCCAUUUCCAGAAGAUGCAGAAGGUCGUCGACGUAUCAAUAUUCAACGCAUGCAAAAUGUUCUUCUUAUCUGGUUAGACAGUAACAUUGACGAGACAAAUGGUGAUUGCCAAAAUACAAUUAAACAACUGCGACGGGCUAUCAACGACAUCAAUACAUUUACAGAGGGUGAUCAAUGCCUAGAAUUCAUUGAAACAAUCGUUAACAAAAAAGCAUGUAUGAUUAUAUCUGGAUCACUUGGACAACAUAUUGUAUCUCGUGUGCACAUCAUGUCUCAAAUUGAUUCAAUUUUUAUUUUUUGUUAUAACGAAAAAGAUCAUGAGCAAUGGAUUAAAGAAUGGCCUAAAAUAAAGGGUGUCUUCACAGAUAUUACAUCCAUCUGUAAAGCACUCAAAUCGGCAGCUCAUCAAUGUGAGCAAAAUGCCAUUCCAAUGAGUUUUGUGGGAUUAAACAAAAAAUUGGAUCAUUUAGAUCCUUCUUUUAUGUAUACACAACUCAUCAAGGAAAUAUUACUGAGCAUCAAGUUCGAACAAAAAUACAUUCAAGAUUAUAUUAAUUACUGUCGCGAUGUUUUUGGUGACGAUGACGAAGAAAUGGUUCAUAUUAAACAAUUUGAAGAUGAAUACUACGACGAACCACCAAUUUUUUGGUACACCUGUGACAUGUUCCUCUAUCCCAUGCUCAAUCGUGCAUUACGAUUGAUGGAUGGCGAUAUCAUUACAAGAAUGGGCUUCUUCAUCGGUGAUUUGCAUAGAAAUAUCGAACAACUACACCAGGAACAAUAUGUUGAUAAAACUGUUGCUGACACCUUCACUCUUUAUCGUGGGCAAGGUUUAUCUAAUGCGGAUUUUGAACAAAUGAUGAAAGCUAAAGGUGGUCUUGUUUCAUUUAACAACUUCUUAUCUACCAGUGAAAACAUCAAAGUUUCAUUAGGUUUUGCUGAAGAUGCUACAAAAAAUUCAGAUCAAAUAGGAAUUCUUUUUAUCAUGCAUAUUAAUCCUGCUCAAUCAACAACACCCUUUGCUUCUAUUGCUAGUAUCAGCGCUAUGAAAAGAGAAAAGGAAGUUUUAUUUUCGAUGCAUAGCGUGUUUCGUAUCCAGGAUAUUAAACAGAUGGAUGGAAAUGAUCGUUUAUAUCAAGUUAACUUGGAACUGACUGCUGAUAACGAUCCAGAAUUAAGCAGACUUACUGAUUACAUCCGAGAAGAGAGCCUGCCAGGUUCUGAAGGAUGGUAUCGACUGGGAUUAGCACUAUAUAAUAUGGGUCAAUUUAACAAGGCUGAAGAUAUUUAUCAAGUUUUACUUGAUCAAACAGACGAUGACAAACAUACGGCACCUCUUUAUCUUCAACUUGGUUUAAUCAAACGUGCUCAAGGAAAAUAUGAAGAAGCACUUUCUUAUUUUGAAAAAGUCCUUGCAAUUCGACACCAAUCACUUCCUCUCAAUCAUACUGAUUUGGCUGAUUCCUACGAAGUUGUUGGUAAUGUGCAUGACAACAUGGGUAAUUAUCCAACAGCCCUUUCAUCUCAUGAAAAAGCCUUUGAAAUCCGACAACAAAUACUACCUCCCAAUCAUCUUGAUUUGGCUUCUUCCUACAACAACAUUAGUAAUGUGCAUUACAACAUGGGUAAUUAUCCAAAAGCACUAUUAUUUCAAGAAAAAGCCCUUGAAAUCAGUAAACAAUCACUUCCUCCCAAUCAUCCUGAUUUAGCUCUUAUGUACGGCAACAUUGGCACAAUACAUAGCACCAUGGCCUUUGAAAUUCGACAACAAUCACUUCCUCUCAAUCAUCCAGAUUUGGCUAUAUCCUACAACAACAUUGGUUCAAUGCAUAACAGCAUGGCUAAUUAUCCCGAAGCACUAUCAUUUCACGAAAAGGCCCUUGAAAUUCAACAACAAUCACUUCCUUCCAAUCAUCCUGAUUUGGCUACUUUCUACGCAAACAUUGGUGAGGUGUAUGACAGUAUGGAUAAUUAUCCUAAAGCACUUUUAUUUUACGAGAAAGCCCUUGAAAUUCAACAACAAUCACAUUCUCCCAAUCAUCCUAGUUUAACUAUUUCCUAUAACAACAUUGGUAAUGUGUAUUAUAACAUGGGUAGUUAUCCCGAAGCACUUUCUUAUUAUGAGAAAGAUCUUGAAAUCAGUAAACACUCACUUCCUCUCAAUCAUCCUGAUUUGGCUACUUCCUACAGCAAUAUUGGUUCAGUGCAUGACAGUAUGGGCAAAUAUCCCGAAGCUCUUUCAUUUCACGAAAAAGCUCUUGAAAUUCGACAACAAUCACUUUCUUCCAAUCAUUCUGAUUUGGCUACUUCCUACAGCAACAUUGGUUCAGUGCAUUACAGUAUGGGUAAUUAUCCCAAAGCACUUUUAUUUUACGAAAAAGCUCUUGAAAUUCAACAACAAUCACUUCUUGACAAUCAUCCUGAUUUGGCUACUACCUACAACAACAUUGGUUCAGUGCAUAAAUACAUGGGUAAUUACCCCGAAGCACUUUCAUUUCUCGAAAAAGCUCUUGAAAUUCGACAACGAUCACUUCCUCCUAAUCAUCCAUGUUUGCUUGCUUCAUGCGGGAACAUUGGUGUAGUGCAUGACAGCAUGGCUGAUGUCUAUUCACUCCACUAUUCUUUGGACCUAUGGGGGCCAACGGAUCCAGGCGUAUUCUAUCCUGAUCGUCAUAUUACACAACAAUCGCAAUCCACUUUCCUCGGAUUUGGCUUAGGUCCACGCCAAUGUAUUGGCAUGCGUUUUGCUAUAUCAAUUAUUAAAUUAACAUUGAUACGUUUACUGAAAGAGUAUACGGUGGUACAUAGUAACAAAUUAGAAGAAAAUUGGUGUUUACAAGAUAAACGUGUUAUAACUCCCUAA